Messenger RNA from Gekko japonicus, 1208 nucleotides. RefSeq names its product anthrax toxin receptor 1-like. The transcript has 10 exons. Lineage: Eukaryota; Metazoa; Chordata; Lepidosauria; Squamata; Gekkonidae. The record is from RefSeq and is a predicted model, not a curated record. The annotation marks the transcript as partial. Gene Ontology annotation, cellular component: membrane. Gene Ontology annotation, molecular function: signaling receptor activity.
CUCUCGACCAUUGCAGACAGCAUCGAUCACGUCUUCCCCGUCACGGGAGGUUUUUAUGCCCUCAGGGGAACCAUUGAUUCUAAUUUCUUGUUAUUUGCAGAAUCCUACCAAGUGGUGGUGAAAGGCAAUGGCUUUUAUCACGCAAGGAAUCCCGAACAGGUCCUCUGCAGCUUCAAGAUCAACAGCACAGUGACACUCAAUGAAAAGCCAACCGUUGUUCAAGACACAUACUUGCUGUGCCCUGCUCCUGUACUGGAAGAUGUCGGGCAGGUGGUUUACCUGCAAGUCAGCAUGAACAGCGGCCUGACGUUUGUCAGCAGCUCUGUCAGCAUCACCAGCACACGCUGCUUCAGCGGGACGAUCCUCUUCAUCGUGCUUUUAAUUCUCUUCCUGCUCGUGGCCUUUGCUCUUCUCUGGUGGUUCUGGCCUCUCUGCUGUACCUUGGUCAUCAAGGAGCCCCCGCCUCCCCCACCCCCGGAGCCGGAGUCAGAUGACGAAGACGGGUUUCCAAAGAAGAAAUGGCCAACGGUGGAUGCGUCGUACUAUGGCGGGAGAGGCGUCGGGGGCAUCAAGAGAAUGGAGGUGAGAUGGGGGGACAGAGGGUCAACAGAGGAAGGGGCAAAGCUGGAGAAGCCCAAGAAUGCCGUCAUCAAGUUGCCGGAAGAAGAAUUUGAGCCGUGGGAGCCCAAGCCAAAGAGACCUCAUGCGCGGAAGUUGCCUUCCCAGAGGAGAUGGUACACCCCCAUUAAGGGCAAGCUGGACGCCUUGUGGGCUCUGGUUCAGCAAGGCUACGAUCAAGUCUCUCUCAUGAGACCUCAACCUGGGGAUCAGGGCCGCUGCAUGAAUUUCACUCGGGUGAAAUCAGACGGGACCGCUGUUUCAUACCGUCCUCCCCAGAAGCCGCCAGAGCCCCGCCCCAUCUACAGAGCAGCCCCAAACUGCUCUCCAGGACCAGUGCAGCCUCCUCCCUGCAGGGAGCUCCCCCCAGGGCCUCCCCCUUCAAGACAGCCCCCUGGGCCUCCUCCAUCCCGCCCUCCGCCCCAGCUUCAGGCCCCGAGCAUGUGAAGCCCAGGGCUUUGCAGAUGGGAGCCUAUUUAUUUCCGCCUUGAUGUACCGUCAGGAUUUGUUGCUGGUCAGCAAAACGAAAACACACAACGGAUUGCUGGGUGUCAAUUUGUACGACUAUAUAUAUUUAUGCGGCUGAAAAA